Messenger RNA from Symbiodinium pilosum, 275 nucleotides. The record is from the annotation of a GenBank genome assembly. NCBI's taxonomy places the organism in Eukaryota, Dinophyceae, Suessiales, Symbiodiniaceae.
GUGAAGGGAGACUUGGAGAGCCUAUGGCCGGAAGGCUUGAUAGACUGCACACCCUCCCGGCCAAAAGACCUACCGACAAUGCGCAUCGUGGACCUGAAAGCAAUGAACUUCGGCUACGGAAAGUUUGCCUACCUACGGGAGCCUUUGCCAUCACCUCUGAAUACGUUGCGUGAUGCGAUGUACACGGCGCUUGCCCCUGUGGCCAAUGCUCAGCUCGAGAUGUUCCGGGCAGAGGUUCGUCCAAAGCCGUUUGCCCUGGAGUUGUAUCCGCCGGA